Condylura cristata (star-nosed mole) is the source of this 8704-nucleotide messenger RNA. It is a transcript of the gene ATP2B4, whose product is annotated as ATPase, Ca++ transporting, plasma membrane 4. Gene Ontology annotation, cellular component: membrane; intracellular membrane-bounded organelle. Gene Ontology annotation, molecular function: ATP hydrolysis activity; PDZ domain binding; P-type calcium transporter activity. Bases 888 to 4616 code for a protein of 1242 amino acids. The record is from RefSeq and is a predicted model, not a curated record. The transcript is spliced from 22 exons. Gene Ontology annotation, biological process: regulation of cytosolic calcium ion concentration; calcium ion transmembrane transport. NCBI's taxonomy places the organism in Eukaryota, Metazoa, Chordata, Mammalia, Eulipotyphla, Talpidae.
CCCGCCCUGCUCCGGGGAGCUGGUGAGCAAGAGUCUGGCCCGAGUUGGCUGGAGCUGUUGCCAUGACAAGCAUUUUCUUAAGACAGCUCUGCUGUUGAGACCGUCCAAAGCUGGGGGUUGAGGGAGGGGAGUACGAACUUCCUGGGGAACCAUACCCCGAGGAGAGCAAGACCAGAGACACCCGCGCAGCUCCCCUGCACCCAUUUUCUUCCAGGAACCUGAACAGUCCUUCCCGUUGGGAGGGCCGGGGAGGAGACCCAGCCCACUCCCUGGCGGUAGCUGAGAAGGCUAGCGCAAAGCCGGCAUCUCCAGCGCGCUCGCUACAUUGGGGAGACCGGUGGGGGGUCGCCCCCACGCUAGCCCAGUCCAUGGAAACCCGGAGGGAGAGUCCCGCUUGGAGAAGCCUGGAUCUUUGCUAGAAAGAGAGAGAUCCAGUUAUCGUUGGUAUCCAGGGAGCGCUCCUCUUCCUCCUUCUCCAGCCGCCUCUCCACCACUGCAGUUACUGGUUGUUGCUAAGGUUGCCUCCAUGGUAACAUGCACAUCCUGUUUACACCUCCAUCUGGGCAAGUUGGUCUGAGCUAGGAACCUACCUAUCCUAGACGACUGGGGAUACCAUCUGGGGACACCAAUCAUCGUGACACGUGGUCCGGCCUCCACUCGGUUCCCCCAUUCUCUUCCUCCUUUCGCUGCCAGGCUUUAGACACAAAAGGACCUGGGCUCAAGGCUGCUACUCUGAAGCUGAUUGCACAAAAUAUAGUCGAUCUUACCUGACUGGGCCCCUGGAGAAGCAACUGGGAGCAGUUGAGGCAGGGAGGCGAGAGACCUCGGGCAGUUGAAGGAGAACUCCACAUUUUCUGUGGUGGAGGGGCUUGGUAACAGCAAGCAAAAUGACGAACCCAACAGAACGUGCUUUGCCAGCCAAUUCUGUGGCUGAGAGCCGCGAUGGGGACUUCGGCUGCACGGUCAUGGACCUGAGGAAGCUCAUGGAGCUGCGUUCGGCGGAUGCCAUAGAGCAGAUCAACAUCCAGUAUGGAGGUGUGAUGAACCUCUGCACCAAGCUGAAAACCCACCCUGUAGAAGGCCUAACUGGGAAUCCUGCAGAUCUGGAGAAGCGUAAACACGUAUUUGGGCAAAACUUGAUCCCCCCCAAAAAGUCCAAGACAUUUUUGGAGCUGGUGUGGGAAGCCCUUCAAGACGUCACGCUCAUCAUCCUGGAGAUCGCCGCCAUCAUCUCCCUGGUCCUGUCCUUCUACCGCCCUGCUGGGGAGGAGAAUGAACAGUGUGGUCUACCCGUAAGCAGCCCAGAAGACGAAGGGGAGGCCCAAGCCGGCUGGAUCGAGGGGGCAGCCAUCCUCCUCUCCGUGAUCAUCGUGGUGCUCGUGACUGCCUUCAAUGACUGGAGCAAGGAGAAGCAGUUCCGGGGGCUGCAGAACCGCAUUGAAAGGGAGCAGAAAUUCUCCGUUAUCCGAAAUGGCCACAUCAUCCAGCUGCCGGUGGCCGAGAUCGUGGUGGGUGACAUCGCCCAGAUCAAAUACGGUGACCUGCUGCCUGCUGAUGGCAUCCUGAUCCAGGGCAACGACCUCAAGAUUGAUGAGAGCUCUCUGACUGGGGAGUCGGACCAUGUCAAGAAGUCCCUGGAAAGAGACCCCAUGUUGCUGUCAGGGACCCAUGUCAUGGAAGGAUCUGGCCGGAUGCUAGUAACUGCUGUGGGUAUCAACUCCCAGACUGGAAUCAUCUUUACCCUUUUGGGGGCCAGUGAGGAAGAAGAGGAGGAGAAGAAGAAGAAAGGUAAAAAACAAGGAGUCCCUGAAAAUCGCAACAAAGCAAAGACUCAGGAUGGAGUGGCCCUGGAAAUCCAGCCACUCAACAGCCAGGAGGGGGUUGACAGUGAGGAGAAGGAGAAGAAGACGGUCAAACUGCCCAAGAAGGAGAAGUCGGUGCUGCAGGGCAAGCUGACACGCCUGGCUGUGCAGAUCGGGAAAGCCGGACUGAUCAUGUCUGCCUUCACGGUUAUCAUCCUGAUUCUGUACUUUGUGAUCGACAACUUCGUGAUACAGCGCAGGUCCUGGCUGCCCGAGUGCACACCCAUCUACAUCCAGUACUUUGUCAAGUUCUUCAUCAUUGGCAUCACUGUGCUGGUGGUGGCUGUGCCCGAGGGCCUGCCCCUGGCCGUCACCAUCUCUCUGGCCUACUCCGUGAAGAAAAUGAUGAAAGACAACAACCUGGUGCGUCACCUGGAUGCCUGUGAGACCAUGGGCAACGCCACGGCUAUUUGCUCAGACAAGACAGGCACGCUGACCAUGAACCGCAUGACUGUGGUGCAGGUCUAUGUUGGAGAAACCCAUUACCCAACGGUCCCGAGCCCUGAUGCCCUCCUGCCCAAGGUCCUGGACCUCAUUGUCAAUGGCAUCUCCAUCAACAGCGCCUACACCUCCAAGAUCCUGCCUCCGGAGAAGGAGGGAGGGCUUCCGCGGCAGGUGGGCAACAAGACCGAGUGCGCCCUGCUGGGCCUCGUCUCCGACCUGAAGCAGGACUACCACGCCGUGCGCCAGGAGGUGCCCGAGGAGAAGCUCUACAAGGUGUACACCUUCAACUCGGUGCGCAAGUCCAUGAGCACCGUCGUCCGGAAGCCCAGCGGCGGCUUCCGCAUGUACAGCAAGGGCGCCUCGGAGAUCAUCCUGCGCAAGUGCAAUCGAAUCCUGGACAAGAAAGGGGACGUCGUGCCGUUCAAGAACAAGGACCGAGAUGAGAUGGUCCGCACGGUCAUCGAGCCCAUGGCCUGUGAGGGCCUCCGGACCAUCUGCAUAGCCUACAGGGACUUCAAUAACGCAGAGCCCAUGUGGGACAACGAGAACGAGAUCCUCACUGAGCUGACCUGUAUCGCCGUGCUGGGCAUUGAGGACCCCGUGCGCCCGGAGGUGCCAGACGCUAUUGCCAAAUGCAAGCGAGCUGGCAUCACUGUCAGGAUGGUGACAGGAGACAAUAUCAACACCGCCCGGGCCAUCGCCACCAAGUGUGGCAUCCUGACCCCAGGGGAGGACUUCCUGUGCUUGGAGGGCAAAGAAUUCAACCGACUCAUCCGCAAUGAGAAGGGCGAGGUAGAGCAAGAAAAGCUUGACAAGGUCUGGCCGAAACUUCGAGUCCUGGCAAGAUCCUCGCCCACGGACAAGCACACACUAGUGAAAGGGAUCAUUGACAGCACCAUUGGGGAACAGCGGCAGGUGGUGGCUGUCACUGGUGACGGAACAAAUGAUGGGCCGGCGCUGAAGAAAGCAGACGUUGGCUUUGCCAUGGGCAUUGCAGGCACAGACGUGGCCAAGGAGGCCUCAGACAUCAUCCUGACUGAUGACAACUUCACCAGCAUUGUGAAGGCCGUGAUGUGGGGACGAAAUGUCUACGACAGCAUCUCCAAGUUCCUCCAGUUCCAGCUCACUGUCAACGUGGUGGCGGUGAUCGUGGCCUUCACUGGGGCCUGCAUCACUCAGGACUCCCCACUGAAAGCCGUGCAGAUGCUGUGGGUUAACCUAAUCAUGGACACAUUCGCCUCACUGGCCCUGGCCACGGAGCCUCCCACGGAUUCUCUGUUGAAGCGCCGCCCUUAUGGCCGAAACAAGCCCCUGAUCUCACGCACCAUGAUGAAGAACAUCCUGGGCCACGCCGUCUACCAGCUCACUGUCAUCUUUUCCCUUGUCUUUGCUGGCGAGAAGUUCUUUGACAUUGACAGCGGGAGGAACGCACCCCUGCACUCACCGCCCAGCCAGCACUACACCAUCAUCUUCAACACCUUCGUGCUGAUGCAGCUCUUCAAUGAAAUCAACUCCCGCAAGAUCCACGGGGAGAGGAAUGUCUUCUCCGGCAUCUUCCGCAACAUCAUCUUCUGCGCCGUGGUCUUUGGCACAUUCGUCAGCCAGAUCAUCAUCGUGGAACUCGGAGGGAAACCCUUCAGCUGCACGAAGCUCACCCUGUCCCAGUGGCUUUGGUGUCUCCUCAUCGGUAUCGGCGAGCUGUUGUGGGGCCAGGUAAUCUGCACGAUACCUACCAAAUCCUUGAAGUUCCUGAAGGAAGCCGGGCAUGGUACCACCAAGGAGGAGAUCACCAAGGACGCUGAGGGGCUGGAUGAGAUCGACCUGGCAGAGAUGGAGCUGCGCAAGGGCCAGAUCCUCUGGUUCCGCGGCCUGAACCGCAUCCAGACUCAGAUCGACGUAAUUAACACAUUCCAGACGGGAGCCAAUUUUAAGGGAGUCCUAAAGCGGCAGACCAUGGGUCAACACCUUGACGUAAAACAUGUUCCUAUCUCGUCCUGUAUCAAGGUGGUGAAAGUAUUCCAUAGUUCCCUCCACGAAACCCGUCACAAACCCAAGAACAAAGACUCCAUCCACAACUUCAUGACCCAACCUGAGUUCUCCAUGGAGGAGGAGGUGCCGCGGACUCCGCUGCUGGAGGAAGAUGAGGAAGUUCCCGACAGCGCCGCUAAGUCUGGGACUGGGGUGCUCCUGUUGGACGGUGAGGUCACCCCACAGGCCAACAAAAACAACAAUGCAGUGGACUACAGCCCAGUGCAGACUGUCGCCUCCCACUCGGACAGCCCCGUGCACAGCCUGGAGACGUCAGUUUGAACUUGAUUCUCUGACCCCCCGUCCCUGCUUUUCCCUGUCUCCUUUGUCCAGCCUCUAAGGUGAUGAUGGGACUUUUCACUGUCAUGUCAGCGGCUCCCAAGUAUGUGUGAUUCACCCCUAUGUGACCACGAAGAGGCAAGCACGCAGACCUACUAAGGAUUUGGCUUUAAAAACUCAAACUGGGGUUCGUAGCAGGACCCCAUUGAACCCCAGGGGGUAAUGAGGAGUAGGAUCUACUUCCUGGGGUGUUUUCAUUGUCAUUUUUAAAGAAACGACAACAGUGCCCUUGGCCUCUACCCCAACCCAAAUUCUUACCCAGUAUUCAUAUGUAGGUCACAUCUCCUGACUUCUGGAUUUUACCCUAUGAGUCUGUGCUAUUUAUAAGCUUGAUUGAGGGUUCACAGAGACACAUAUCCUCAAACGAAAUGUCUUGAGGUAAGAAUGGAGUGUGCAGAACCAGCCUCUAUAGGGAUGGUUGUUAAAACAAUUUUCCCAUUUUGGAAAGCUCUACUUAAAACCUGCUAGCUCUUUCUGCCCUUCCAGUCAAACCUCCCCAAGGUUCUUUUGGUCUCUCGUGACUGUUGUCUUCCUUCUCUUUACUCUUUGCUUUUUAAUUUAAGUUGAUAAGACAUUAGAAAGGGCACGGAUCAAUUAAGUCAACUUUGACCACUCCCCCCUUCUGGUGCCAAUGGAACUCUUGAUUUCGUUCUAAAGGCAGAGAGGUCUGCCUUGUCUGUUGCAAGGGUCCUUGGGAAGCAAUUAAGAGCUGCUAGGAGUGUAUUCCUCUUCUUGCCAGGUUACCUUUUCUGCUUCAAAACCGCCAUCUUGUCAGGUGUGUGUGCUUUUUAAGUGCCAGGGAGAUCAGUCUUGACAACGAAGCUCGUGUAUAUGUGGUAUACAGUUUUGCUGAGAGCCUGAACAUUCUCCUGAUACAAAAGUGGUAGGGAAAGAAAGAAUGGAAAAUAGCCCUGCCCCCAACUGAACUUGGAUGUCGAAGACCAGAAUCUGGCAGGUCUAAGACAAGACAGACCGUCAAAGCCAACUUUGGUGGGGUCCUCCUUGGGGUGACCACUACUGCUUUCAAAGCCAUCCACCAAGGCUCUUCCAGGGCAGAACCUGACUGUUAGGGUUAGGACUAAGUGUUCAGAAGCUUCAGGAAGGGCUCCCAGAAGCCAUUCUGCAGGAUCUGAGAACACCUUCCUCUGAGAAACCAGAAACCUUGUGCCUGGGUGAUGAGAUCCAAGCUUUGACAGUCCCUUUAUUUUUCUUAGUCUAACAUUUUUGCCAUGUCCCCUGACCCAUACAGUCUCUGAAGAGGGUUCAGCCUUUCUCAAACAUUCUGGCUGUGCCAACAAGAUGUAUCCCAAGUGGAAGGCUCCAGUGACAAUGAAGGAGCAAAAGGCCUACUCUGAAAAGCUCCCCUUCCUCUCUUCCCUUCUCCCACGUGCCCCCCCCACUCCUCUCCAGGAUGUGCCCCAGUGGAACCCUGAGCCUUCUUUCCCUGAACACUGCCCAAUGCAUCCCCCGCCCCCACCCCCACCCCCUGGAGCUGGGGGCUGCCCUCGGAAAUGAAGUGUUCCUUAGCGAAACAAGCUGGAGCCAGCUGCAUGUGCUGGAUCCGUGUGGCAGGAGGUCCAUCUUCAUCCCUGCUGGUCUUGACUUUGGCUCAUCUGUCGGGAGGGUCCGCUCUUGUCUGCCAGGUCACCUUUCCCAUUAGGUCAGUGUCCCUUGCCUUCCUCUUUCUAGAAUGCUGGGAGUAGGAAGAAAGGGUUUGAGACUUUUGGGAAUUGCUGAGUUUCCAUUUGUGCAAGGUGACCUGGACCUCUCCAGCCGCCUUCUGGAGUCCUUCCUCACCUGUCACCUGAGCUGCGCGAGGGAGAGUGAACAGAAAACACCCCCGUCCAUCCCAUGACUGCAUAACCCACCGAUUUGGAUUUUGGCUUUAUAGAGCUUACAUGCUUCAGUAAUUUCUCCCUCUGUCUUAAAUACCCUCGGGGGGAAACCCACUCAGCCAAGGUAUUAGGUGUUCAUAUAUAUAUUUAUUAAAUACAUCGGAAGCUUUAGUUCUGUCAAGUCUUUUAUUACCUCAGAUCAGUUUAAAAGCCAAGCCAAUAACAAACUUUGAAGGCUCUUUUAUCAUUCCUGCGCCCUGUAGACGCCCAUGAUGCCUCACAGGUCACUCCUGAGGACGUUACGUGUGUCUACUUGUUUAGCGUCAACGGUUUUUGUGUGUGUGUGUGUACUCUAGUUUCCAUAGUAGGAGAGAAAAUAGAAAAAUAUUAUGCAAAAAUCUAUAGUUUUCUUUAGAUCAGAAACCGAUAUUUUUGAGUCAGCCAUAUGUAUUUUGUUUAAAAGACUUAAGUGCCGUCAUGUAACCCUGUGGAUGGAGCACAUAACCAGCUGUUAGACAUGACAGGUGACUUAGUAUAUUUGUAAUUGGUUUUAAAACCGACGCAAUUUACUUCCUUUCUCCAAACAGCCAUCUUUAUACUUAGGGGAAAACAAUUUGUUGGGUUCUAGGCUUUUUUAAUAUAAAUUUUGUUGAUAUGGAAUUGAGUAAGUUUAAGUGUUUCUAUGCAUAUGUUUUUUAUAUAAGUUUUUUUUUUCUACUCAGUUUCAGUGAUCCAACUGGCAGUGAAUAAAUAUGGCAUAAGUUAAUAAAGCUUUCCCCAAAAAUGGUGCUUUGGGUUUGAAAAGGGUCUGAUGGGGAGAAGGGGAAAACCUCUUGAUAAACCUAGAAAACAGGCAGCAGACUACAGCUAAGUGGAAGACCUAGCAAGGUGGAACAGCCAGCAGGAAAUGCGUGAGCACCCCCAAGGAGGAGGGCCCCAGGCUCAUUUGUAACCGGUGGUGAGGAAGUGAGGAACUUCGGGGAGAUUUGGGUUUCUUGAACACCUGGCAGAGCAGUACCCGAAACAUGAAUACCUCUUGAGCUGCAAGGGUUCUUUCCUAUCACCCCCAGAAAUUUCCACUAGUGAGUUUUUGUGCCAGGGUCCAAUUUGGGACUCUUCCUCCCCCUAGCGAGGUUUGUGCAGUGUAUCAGAUGGGGGACAGGGCCCAGAAAUGAGCAGAACAAAGGCUGGUUUCAGCUCUGGCUGACAGUCUUGGGGAUGGGGCUAGGUCCCAUUCUCGGUCCUGAAAGGCGAUGGAGAGACCACCUUGUGGAUUCUUUCAGGUUUAAGUUUCUUCUUCCCCUGGAACUUCAGAGGGGAGCAUUGCUUAUUAAAUCUGCGUGACUGCUCACUGCUAAAAAAACCAGAGCGGGCAGCAAGCCUGGUUUCCUUUCUUUCCUGCAGUCCUUGCCUACCACACCAUACCUAGGGAUCACCCACUACAGUGGUGGGGGUGGGGCACUUUUCAGUGCCUGCUAUUCUUAAGCCAUUCCAGACUCUUCUCAGAAUAGAGAGCCACCCUCCCCCUUUGCUCCCAGCCAGCCCUUUGCCUUCCCAACUCUGCUGUCAGGCCCGCUGCCCUGUUCCUCUUGACUGGGAGAGCUGCAGGGAGGUGAGCUCCCCACGACUGACGUGGCCUGUGGUUUGUGUUUCACAUGUAUAUACGCCAUAUGUGCAUAUGCCAUGGAUGUGCCAACACAACUCCACGUUGUUCUUUUCAAGUCAGCACGCAGAUAGGAAUUCUGAGUUUCUCUUUUUUUUUUUUUUUUUUUUUCAGUAACUAGUAUAACAGGCACUGGUAUUUUUGUAUAAAAAAAGAAAAACAAAAUAAAAGAUUGACUGUUGUGGUCUGCAUGAUAGAAACAAAUGGUGAUAUCAAAGCAACAUGCACCCCCGUGUGUGUUGCCAUAAUUUGCAGUUCAGCUUAACAGUGCACCCAAUCUGUAUUUGCAUUCUGAUAUUAUUUAAACUCUGUACAAUGUUUUGCAUGUAUUUAUGUGGUUCAUAGGGAAAAAAAAAAUUGCUUUCAACUGGCAAAUCUGAAAUUCAAAUAUGUUGUUCCACCGAGACAGGAAGAAUAGGAUUUUAAAAGAAGGGGGGGAAAGGAUAAAAUUUGGGGAACCAAUAAAGCUUGUUGCUAAUGAGCAGAAACCAGUACUGCCGUGCACUGAGAAUAAAGCCCAAGCCCACGUGUGA